AUGCCAAAUCGCAAAGAGAGUCUAUUUUACCAGAAGAUCAAGCCCUGCAUUGAGAAGUACCUACCGCGUUAUUCCUCCUCAGAAGAGGGUCACAUACAAUUCGAGUGCGACUGCGAAUUUUCUUACGGAAAUAGCGGCUUCCGCGAUAAGUACCAAUCUGCCAGUUGUGAUUUGCUAAACGCUUUAAAUAAAAGCGGCAUUCUUGUGGGACUGCUGUUCGUGAAGUAUAACUAUGAAACGGCUAAGAGGCACAACCUGCUUGGGGGCCAGUUGGAAGGAAGGGGGAAGGACUUCCACCCCGUGUGCGGUGUGCACGAAGUCAGGUGGAAAAAUGUGGGCAUAAUCAUUACAGCUUCGCAUAACCCCCAUGAUGAAAAUGGCGUAAAAAUAAUUGACCAAAAUGGGAGGCAAAUAGACGAAGUGUACGAAGGUUAUUUAACCGACCUGGUAAACAGGCAUUUGAGGUUUCUUCGGAAAGGUGAAAUGUGCUCCAUCGGUGGUGUCGUUCGCGUCCACCACAUCGUAGACGAUAUAAUCGACUGCGUUGCGCACCUCUUCAGGGAGGAGGCGCACAUCGACAUGUACGACGAUGCCGCUUUUGAGAGUUUGCACACGCUGGACAACGUGGUGCACUCAUUUAAUAGGCAUAACGUGCUGAAGGCGAAUGUGUGCAUCGGGUUUGACACGAGGAGCAGCUCCGUACACCUCAACCAGGUGCUUGUCGAAACGUUGAGUCACCUGAACAUUCGCAAGUGCGUAAAUAAUAUGUGUUAUGUUACCACGCCGUGCAUGCACUUUGUCGUGUAUUUUUUUAAUGCAGUUCAUGUGGAUGAGUCGUUAAACCCUGAGGUAAUCCAUUCGGGGGGGUGCGCCCUGCAUAAGGAGGUGGGCGACUUGGACUACCUCCACCGUUUCUGCAUCCCGGGGGGGAGGCCUCCCCCUUUGGGGCUGUACUACGGGGUGGGCGAGCAGCCACAUGAUCAAUUUGCGUAUGCUGGGGCGGAAACUAAUAUACGGCAAAAAAGCGACAUCACCUCCCACCUGCUAGCCUACAAUAGUGACCAGAUUUACUUCGCCUACUUUACGCACGCCUUCAAAGAGCUGUACAGAUGCCUUGACGAAACAUACGAAGGAGAUUUGACGAAAAAUUGCGAAGAAGAAAUUAUUCAUGUGGACUGCUCCAACGGAAUAGCUAGUCUCAAAUUGGACAACUUCUGUGAUGUUUUUAAAAUGUUAAAAAAAAAAAUUAUUAAAAUGAAUUUUGCGGAGGAUGAGGAAAGCGUUUUGAACUUCCAGUGCGGAGCGGAUUACGUGUACAGCAAGAGGAAGCUCCCUCGUGGUGGAGGGAACUGUUUGGGAAGCGGCCACACGAAGGCUUGUUCGUUCGACGGGGAUGCUGACCGGAUCGUCUACUUCUAUGUGGGAAACCCCAAAGAGGCAGACACAGCAUCGUCUCCUCCCGUGGGAGAUACAAAAUGGGACCACCACGACGAUGAUGUGUUUGGCAAUACCAACUGUGUGUCUAUCCUAGACGGGCCGAAAAUCAUUUGCCUACUUUUCAAGUGCAUCACAAAAAUGAUGAGUCGCAUUAAGGUGGGAAGGGAAAACUCAUAUUUGGGGGAAAAAAAAAACGCAGAUUUGGAGGAAAAAGAAAACUCAUAUUUGGAGGAAAAAAAAAUUAACAUCAGCAUUGUGCACACGGCCUACGUCAACUCUGCGUUUACUCUCCACGUGAAUGAAGCGAAACGUCGCGCCAGUGAAAACGUGAAGCUCUUCCAACACAUUAAUGUAAACGUCGUUUGCACGAAAACGGGUAUCAAGUACCUAGACCAGGUGGCAAGAAGGUCCACCAUCGCCAUACUGUUCGAGCCAAAUGGACACGGCACGAUCUACACAAAUGUCUCCCAAUUGGAUGAGUGGGCCAGCUGCUUGGACAUCCAAAAUGAUAAACAUUUCGUGGCGUUAAAAAAGUUUCUCCUCUUUUUUAAUCAAACCACGGGAGAUGCCAUGGUCGAUUUUAUGGCCAUCGAAUUGUGCCUGUCAUUUCUCCGUCUGAGUAUACACGAGUGGGAUGGCUUCUACACCCCCCUCCCUUCCCUCUACGUCAAUUUGCCGUGUCCCAAAAAUAUCUUGGGGAAGAUAGUUGCGCACCCUGAGCAUGAGAAGUACCUAAUAGCGCCUCUAAACCUGCAAAGUAGGAUUGACCAAAUUGUACAGACCGUGGAUGCCACGCACGGGAGGUGCUUCAUCAGGCCCUCUGGGACGGAGCCGCUGGUCCGCAUUUACGCGGAGGCGCGAACUGUUGCUCAGCGCGAUGAGAUUCUGCGCCUGGUGCGGGGUGCCGUCCUUCAGUAUGUGCAGGGCGGGGGGGGCAAGUAG
Plasmodium vivax (malaria parasite P. vivax) is the source of this 2379-nucleotide messenger RNA. Its product is annotated as N-acetyl glucosamine phosphate mutase, putative. Gene Ontology annotation, molecular function: magnesium ion binding; phosphoacetylglucosamine mutase activity. Bases 1 to 2379 code for a protein of 792 amino acids. The transcript has a single exon. Gene Ontology annotation, biological process: UDP-N-acetylglucosamine biosynthetic process; carbohydrate metabolic process. The record is from RefSeq and is a predicted model, not a curated record. Lineage: Eukaryota; Apicomplexa; Aconoidasida; Haemosporida; Plasmodiidae.